Molecule: messenger RNA, 432 nt
Organism: Pocillopora meandrina
Lineage: Eukaryota; Metazoa; Cnidaria; Anthozoa; Scleractinia; Pocilloporidae
Source: the annotation of a GenBank genome assembly
CUCCCAGACAAGAAAGAUUCCAUCAGGGAAGAAAGUAGGAGACUGUCGCGUCCAAGAUCCUUAAAGAGCUUCCGAAAGGAAAAGCGCGAUGGUGAUGUUACCAGUGGUUCUGCCUGUUCGAGGGUGGCCCCCACAAAGGCUAAUACUGCUCCACUUGCUCCAUUGUCAGGCGUCGUUGGUAACCAUGAGAAAAAGAAGGAAGCGAAAGCUGGUGCUGACACUAAGGGUAAUAGUUCUCAGGCGGUUUCGUGUCGAGGCCGCAGUAAAGCAAGAUCAGGACCAACAAAGGUCAAAAGGAAAGCUCCACCUCCACCGCUGCCUCUGUCUGAGAGGCCUUCCGUUUCUCAUACCAGUCCAUCCCAAUCUGGUCUACCUCGUCCUAUUUCAGCCCGUCCCUCUCCUCCGAUACCUCCACCGCGUCAACAACGAACU